This is a messenger RNA of Paramecium tetraurelia, 1065 nucleotides long. RefSeq lists its product as uncharacterized. Gene Ontology annotation, molecular function: sphingolipid delta-4 desaturase activity. Gene Ontology annotation, biological process: ceramide biosynthetic process. The record is from RefSeq and is a predicted model, not a curated record. NCBI's taxonomy places the organism in Eukaryota, Ciliophora, Oligohymenophorea, Peniculida, Parameciidae. The transcript has 4 exons.
AUGAAAAAGAAUCAAUUUGGACUUUUGGAAGAUUUAACAGAGCCAGGACUAGUUAAAAAAAGUAACGAUGUUUCAUGGAAGAAUGAAGAUAUUUAUAAAUAAACCAAUUUUGAAAAAAAUACAACCUAUUUCCAUAUUAUGGGUCAUGAGGAGUCUCAUGCAGUCAGAAGAAGAGAAAUAUUGAAAAAACACCCAGAAAUAUAGGUUUUAUUUGGGAAUGACAUCAAUUCUGCUUGGUUAGGAAUCACCUUUGUUCUGGUGUAAUUCUUUUUCAUAAGUCUUUUCUCCUAAUUAAGUUGGUUUUGGUUUGUGAUAACUGCUUAUGUGUUUGGGGCAACCUUGAGUCAUGCUCUACAUGUUUUGGUCCACGAUUUUACCCAUUUCACCUGUUUUGAAAGUAUUCUCUUGAAUAAGUUGAUGGCAAUUUGGGCAAACUUCGGAUAGGGAGUACCCUCAGCCAUCACUUUUGGUAGAUAUCAUGCAGAUCAUCAUACCUUUCUGAACUUGGAAACCCUAGAUCCAGAUCUUCCAUCAAGAUUAGAGUUAAAGUAUAUUAAAGGACCAAUACUUAAAUUUUUGUUUGUGGCUUGUCUCCCCUUCUUUUAUGGCUUGAGGCCUGUUAUUGUAAGACCAUUAAAGCCAAACGCCUAUGAAGUAAUUAAUGUAGUCUCCGUCUUUUUUGUUGAUUAUUUGAUUGUCAACUAUAUUGGGGUACAAGGACUAAUUUGGCUUUUGCUCUCCACUUAUUUUGGUUUGAGUGUGCAUCCAUUUGCAGUUCAUUUGAUAGCAGAACAUUACGAGUUCGUUAAUAGAAUGGAAACAUAUGAUUAUAUUGGUUGGGCUAAUUUCUUUGUUCUGAAUAUUGGAUAUCAUACAGAACAUCAUGAUUUUCCCAUGAUUCCCUGGUCUAGAUUGCCUUUACUAAGAAAAAUGGUGCCAGAGUAUUAUGAGAAUUUGCCUUGCCAUACAAAUUAUGUGCAUACCUUAUUGGCUUACAUUUUUGAUGGAUAUAUGGGACCCUUCUCUAGAAUUGUUAGAUCUUCGCCUGUAUAUUUCAAAAAAUGA